Molecule: messenger RNA, 5192 nt
Organism: Candoia aspera
Lineage: Eukaryota; Metazoa; Chordata; Lepidosauria; Squamata; Candoiidae
Exons: 7
Coding region: 940-4983 (1347 amino acids)
Biological process (GO): regulation of transcription by RNA polymerase II
Cellular component (GO): nucleus
Molecular function (GO): RNA polymerase II cis-regulatory region sequence-specific DNA binding; DNA-binding transcription factor activity, RNA polymerase II-specific
Source: RefSeq, a predicted model, not a curated record
UAAAGCUGUUUUCUUAAUGGCCCUGAAAGCAGGUCUGCCGGUUCCCAGCAUGGAAGCCUGCAAUCUAAUAAAUAUGGAACAAUUUAUUUCUUUUAUUAGCAGGGUUUAUGGCAGCUUAUGGAUUUAAUAUGGGCGUGUGCAUGUUGAUCUGCCUAUGUAUAAACAGAUAAUUAAACACCGGUAUGUGAAUAUUAGUGUAUCGAACGUUUAAGAGGUGCAUAAGUUUUUAGGCAAAAAAGCUUAGGAAGAAUAACAUGCCAGGAAAGUUUAACAAGUUGGCACCCUAAUCCAUUUCAGCUUCGCCAGACUGGUUCUUGCAAGAAAGUAGGAGAGAAUCCGGAGGAAAAAAUAUUUAGGAGAGGUGAAGUUUCACUUGGCUAUUGAAAAGAAAUGUCUGUUCUUUCUUCUAGAGACUUGUGUUUUCCAAAGAUGCAAUUUGAAAUGUGUUGGGGACUUAGUACUUCCAAGCAGACCUUCAAAGGAUUGUGCCAAAUGUUAUAUUGAUCACUGGCAUUUGGGGGUUCUAGUAAAGAAAUAGAACUGAAGUUGGUUGGCAUGACACAAGAGGAAAAUUGAUGGGAAAGGAGAAGGAAGGAAGCAAAUUCAAAUACUAGUUCUUGGUUACCAUGUUCUUACAGAGUUUCCUUUGUUAUUAUUUUUGGCAGGGAGAAGGUAAACAAGAGGGCUAUGCAGAUCUUUGGAUUCAGUUCCCAAAAGUUCUUUGUGCUUUCCGGGAGAAAAUUUAGCCCCCCAGGUCUGGGGCAAAGGGCUCAUCUCUCCAGAAAGAAUUCCUGAGGGGUUUUUAAAAAAGCCGAGACAUCUUUUCAUCCCUUGAAUUUCACAGUCAUGUGACAGUGGUCUCCAAAGUCACCUUUGGGUGUUUCUUCUCCAUCUGCCACCCUGGAUAGAACCGAGUCUGCUCAGGAGUUGAACCCAACGAUGAAAAUGGAGGCCCCUGAGUCUCCGGCAGACCUGAAGCCAGCAUUAGACCUGGAUGGGCCAAGAGAAAGCCCCAGCGUAGCCCCCAUGGGGUCUGACCGGCAGGAGCUGAGGUGGAGAGGACUCCAGCACAUUAAACAGGAGCCGGAAGAGGGUUGUCUGUCAUCCCUGCACUGGGAGGCCCAGUGGCAGGAGUUCCUGGGGGGCAUGCAGUCCCCUUGCUCAGGAUGGGGGUCCAGACUUCUGCCAGGGACUGCUCCAUGGGGGGACACCAAGGCACCCUUGGCCCACCUGGAGUUGACAGCAGCCAGCAGCCAGCGGUGCUCAGAAGGGGCGUUUUUCCAACCUCUGCCGCCAGGUUUUGUUGGAACGAUGCAGCUGGCUGACCAAGAAAGGCAGAAAGUGAAGGAGGAGAUAGAGAACCAGGACGCCCCUACCCUGGAGCCCCCCUGCCAACGCUUCAGGCGGUUCCUCUACCAGGAAGCUGAGGGGCCCCGGGCGGUUUGCAACCAUCUCUGGGAGCUUUGCCACCAGUGGCUGAAGCCGGAGAGACACAGCAAGGAGCAGAUCCUGGAGCUGGUGAUCCUGGAGCAGUUCCUGGCCGUCCUGCCCCCAGAGAUCCAGAGCUGGGUCCGGGAGUGCCACCCUCACACGUGUGCUCAGGCUGUGGCCCUGGCUGAGGACUUCCUGGUGAGGCAUCCAGAGGAAGGGAGGCAGGAACAGAAGGGCCCAGGGAUGUUUCACGUGGUGACAGUGAAUUUUCCAGAUUCCGAACAAGCGUCAUCCGAAAGGCCGCUUAGCAGGCCGGUCAAACAGGAGGUCAACGAAGAUGGCCUUUCUCAGGCAGAGGACGGGCAGGCGGGUGAAAACGAAAAAGCCAACAAGUGGAAGAACACCGUGGGAAUGGAGCCACACGGGUCACUGUCCCUGGCAAGGCAGGAAGGUGCAGGCGGACUCAAAGAGGCAGGAGAGGCCCGCGGGAGUCCUCAGCGCCUGCAGGAGAACGGCCCCCGAGGAGCGGAUGCAAAUGCGUCUGGAGGGAAGCCGUCUCUGUGCUCAAACUGCGGGGGAAGUUUCAAUCCUGUCUCCGGCCUCCUCGGGCCGGAAGGGUUUCCCCUGGGAGCGAAUCCGUACAAGUGUUCCGUGUGCGACAAAAGCUUCUGUCAGGUGGCCAAACUCAUCGCUCACGAGAGGCUCCACACCGGAGACUGGCCCUACAAAUGCUCCUUCUGCGGCAAGAGCUUCAACCGCAGCUCAGACGUCUCCCGGCACGAGCGGAUCCACACGGGGGAGAAGCCGUUCAAGUGCACCACGUGCGAGAAGUGCUUCAGCCAGCGGUCCAAGCUGAUCGUUCACGAGAGGUUCCACACGGGGGACAAGCCCCACACGUGCUCCUACUGCGGGAGGAGCUUCCACCAACGGUCGGACCUCGUGAAGCACGAGCGGAUCCACACGGGGGAGAAGCCGUACAAGUGCUCGGAUUGCGGGGGGAGCUUCCACCGGAGCUCGGACCUCGUGAAGCACAAGUGGAUCCACACGGGGGAGCGGCCGUACAAGUGCUCCACGUGUGAGAAGAGCUUCCGGCAGCGCUCAGCCCUCCUGUACCACGAGAGGACCCACACGGGGGAGAAGCCGUACACCUGCACUGCCUGCGGGAAGGGCUUCAGCUGCAAAGCCCACCUGGUGCUCCAUAAAAGAACCCACACUGGGGAGAAACCCUACAAAUGCAACUUCUGUGGGAAAAGUUUCACCACCAGUUCGUACUUUGUGAAGCACCAGAGGAUGCAUUUAGGGCAGGAAACGCUGCCAGUGCUGAGGUCCUCCUCUUCUUUCUCCUUUCCCUCAAAGUCUUCAAGGGAACUGAAAUUGCAGAAAGAAAUGGAUACCGGCAUCUCAGUCCAGGAUCUCCAAAUCCAGCCUAGGUUAGAGUGGAGGCUGCAGGCUGGGAUGAAAAUAGAAGGGCAGGAAUCAGGGGCGAGACCGAAGGCUGCGGAAUUCCGCCCUGUUGCCCAAACAGGAACCAAAUCACACAAUCUGAAACAAACACCGUCACAGCGCCUCGAAGAGGAAGAUGAGGAGGGGAUGUUUUCACAGCACUGGGAAGGGCAAUGGCAAGACUUUUUGAAGACGAUCCGGUUUUCCAGCUCAGAACAAGGGGGCUCGCUGUUCCUGCUUCAUCCUGAGACUAAGUCUCAAGCCCCUGCCUUUGAGAGGGCAGCCAACUCAGCAGCGAAGGAAGAAGGAAUGCCCAUGUGCCGGUCAACAUUAAAAGGGCAAGCAAAUAGCCCGCCAGGUGUCAGAAAUGGGACAAACGCUUAUCCUGUGAAGGAGACCAAACCCGAUGAGGAUGAUGCUCUGGAGACCCAGCGCCAGAACUUCCGGCAGUUUUUCUACCCGGAAACGGGAGGGCCCCAGGUUGCAUACAGACAGCUCCAGGCUCUGUGCCACCGGUGGCUGAGGCCGGAGAGGCACACCAAGGAGCAGAUCCUGGAGCUGGUGAUCCUGGAGCAGUUCCUGGCCAUCCUGCCUGGAGAAGUCCAAAGAUGGGUCAAGGAACUUGAGCCUAAGAGCUGCCCCCAGGCCGUGGCUCUGACAGAGGAUUUCUUUCAGAGGCAAAGAGGAGCAGAGAGGCAGGAGCAGCAGACCAGGCCGCCUCAGGAUGACGCUGGAGAUUUCCCUGCUGAAGAUGGGGCUUCUCUGGAAACCAGAGGGGUGGCCCCUGGCGCUGAAGUCAAGACAGAAGGCAAUGAGUGGCAGGGAAAGGAGGAAAGAGAGCUGUCAGGUUUAUCAUCAGAAGAAGGAAACAAUAAAAAUCCUGACAAAUCAGCGUGGAAGGAAGAGAAUUCACUGGAAGAAAGCAGCGCUGAGGCCGUUCCUGUUUCUCAAAGCCGUGAGGCACCUGAAAUUGUGGCCCAGGCAGUUCUACCCAAAGAGAGUGGAGGAAUGAAGUGCACGGCGUGUGGGAAAAUCUUCACAAGCGAGGCAGACCUUAACAGACAUCGGACAACGCAUACGAGAGACAAGCCUUAUGAAUGCUCAGACUGUGGGAAGAGCUUCCACUGGAGGUCGAUCCUGAAUGCCCACAGGAGAAAACACACGGGGGAGAAACCAUUCCAGUGUGCCGAGUGUGGGAAAAGUUUCAGCCAUAGUUCCUACCUUCUGGGCCACAAGAGGACUCACACGGGAGAGAAACCCUACGAAUGCUUGGAGUGUGGGAAAAGUUUCCGCCUGAGCUCCCAUCUGAUCAAUCACAAGAAAAUCCACACCGGACAGAAACCCUUUAAAUGCCCCGACUGUGGGAAGCAUUUCCGACGGAGCUCGCACCUGAAUUGCCACAAACGACUGCACACGGGGGACAAGCCCUACCAGUGCCCUGACUGUGGGAAAAGUUUCUGUCGGAGCUCCAACCUGAACAGUCAUAAGCGGAUCCACACGGGAGAGAAGCCCUUUGAAUGUUCCGUCUGUGGAAAGCGCUUCUGCCAAAGCUCACAGCUGCAUCAGCAUCAGGCCACCCACAUGGGCGAGAAGUCGCAUAAGUGCUCGGACUGCGGCAGGAGCUUCAGCCAACUGUCCUAUCUUCACAGCCACAAGAGGAUGCACGCCGCCGAGAAGUCGUUUCCGUGCUUGGAGUGUGGGAAGAGCUUCCACUGGUUGUCGCAGCUGAACAACCACAAGAGCGCGCACACAGGAGAAAAACCGUACAGGUGCUCGGAUUGCGGGAAGAGCUUCAGCUGGCGGUCGCAGCUUAGCAUCCACCAGAAGAUUCACGUGGAAGAGAAGCCAUACGAGUGUGCGGACUGUGGGAAGACGUUCCACUGCAAAUCGUACCUUCACGACCAUCAAAGGAACCACACUGGGGAGAGACCCUACGAAUGCGUGGAGUGUGGAAAAAGCUUCCACUGGAGAUCUAACCUUCACGAUCACAAGAAGAUCCACACGGGAGAGAAACCCUAUGAAUGCUCCAACUGCGGGAAGAGCUUCCGUCAGAGUUCACACCUUCAUGCGCAUAAGAGAAUCCACACAGAAACGAAGCAACAUAAAUAAGCUAUUCACCACUGCAGAUGGCAUCUUAACGUUCAUUCCGAUUCAUAAAGGACAGCUUCCAGUGGCUGGCACAUUUUAGCAACUCCAUGAAAAAGGACAGAUUUAUGGAGCCCUAAGUAUAAUGCUUUAUUAAUACCACAUGUUUAGAUUUCUAAAGAGCUCCUAUAGAAGUACCAAAACCAUCAAAUCUGCAGAUUUUCUGCAUCGUU